AUGGCGCCCAAGAAGCCCUCUACCACCGCGGAAGUUGCUCUCGUUUCGUUGAAGAACUGUCUUGUGAACUUGCCGCCGUCGCUGGUCGCCUUGCUGGUCAAUGCCAACACGGCUGCCCAAAAUGUGAUCAUUGAAUUGCAGUAUAAGGCCCUUUCUGGGAAAGCCAAUGGGCCUCCCCCACAGCGGUCAUGCUUCUUGGGUUGGACGGGCAUGCCGAGCAAGCGCAAACCCGCGCCCGUCGUCGGUCGAGACGGCAUCAACGGGGGCUUCUCUAGGGAGCAAGAGGCCUCCAGCGUGGAACUAGAUACUACGUUUGGAAGACUUCUCGGUCUCACUGAAGGGCAGAAGGUCGGACUACUUGUGCACCUUGACCCGCCUAUCGCGCAUACAAUUAAUAUUGAACCAUUGACUCCUGAGGAUUGGGAGAUUAUCGAGCUCCAUGCCACAUUCCUGGAGCUUAAUCUCCUCUCACAGAUCCGCGCGCUUCCAAAUCCUACAUAUAAUGCGACGGAAGGCGAACAUAUGCACCCGCUCGCAUUGCACCUUUCUCCUACUUCUACCGCGAACAUCGUCGUCACCUCGCUUACACCCGCCCCAUCAUCUACAUCUCCGUUCGCAAAAAUUUCGCCCGAUGCCGAGGUCAUUGUGGCACCGAAGACCCGAGCGAAGACCGCAAAAUCGCCCCGGAGCACCGCAGGGAGCAGUAAGAAGAGUACUGGGGGGCGAAGUUCCGGGAGUACAGUCCGCCCGAAGAAGUCUGACUCGAGGGGCGCUCUCUACUUGAGAGGCGUAGAUCGCCUGAUGGCCGAUCAAUCGUUCGAUCCAGAAAUUGAAGAGGAUGAUAAUGACGGUCUACGUGUUUGGGUUGACCCGGAAUUGUUGGCCUCCAAUGAACUCCGCGGCGCGACUUGGGCGUGUGUUUCAAUUGUGCAGCCGUCGGGCCUGAAGCCUCCAGUCGACCCCCAGCAACAAAUCGCUCAGCAGGAGCAGAAAUCCAGUGAGGCCGGAGUCCCGACCAACAAAUUGGUAGCUAAACUGCUGCCGUGGGAGGAAGCCCCGGACAGUCGGCAUGCGGCGAUGUCCACUCUGCUGUGCACGGCCCUUGGCGCGGAGCACAUAGUGGGGGGAGUCGUGCGGGUGGAGGCCGCACCACCCCAACUACAUCGAUCCGCGGUCAAGACACUCAAAGUAUAUCCGUUUACUGGCGAUGCAUCAAGGAAAAAGGAUGGUUUGAAAUUCGGAGCUGAUACCGCGGCCUCUCGCGAUGCCUUGGCCGAGCGCCUCAAGGUUAUCUAUGGCAGCACUGGUUCUGAUCAUGGUCUUUUCGCCGGUCCAUUGACAGAUGGAAUGAUUUUACCAAAGGUCGAGAGUCACCCGUCUGUCUCUGCCUUCGAUGGCGCUAUUAUUAGAUUCGAUCCUCCCUUGAAGGGUGGCUCAGAAGAGACUAAAUCGAUGUUUGGAUGGCUUCUAGGAUCUGAAGCCAAACUCAACUUUGAAGUGCAAGCCGAAAUCCCGACACCCUCUGAUUCGACUUCAUCUGCUCUACCGAGCGAGGACCCUCUUCCGGAUACUGUUCCUCACAUGGUCGGAAUUGAUUCGAUCAUCUCGCAAUCGCUCACCAACUUGACCAAGUCCUCAUCUGUCUUGUUGACUGGUGGCCUCGGGGCUGGAAAGACAGCACUCGCUCAGCUUCUUGGUCAUCGCCUGCGCAAAGAACAGCUUUUCAACGUGAAAUACUUUUCUUGCCGCAAGCUCGUCACUGAUGAGACACGAAUCUCGAACAUUAAAGAGGUCUUGAACCGCCUCUUCAUGUCUGCUUCUUGGUGUGCCCGUCUCGGUGGUCAAGCAGUAGUAAUUCUUGAUGAUCUUGAUAAGCUCUGCCCUGCGGAAACGGAACUACAAGUUGGUGGCGAUAACGGCCGUAGUCGUCAGAACAGUGAAGUUAUUUGCUCCAUGGUUCGAGACUUUUGUUCUAUGAACUCUUCCGUCGUGCUGCUUGCCACUGCCCAAGCUAAGGAGUCUUUGAACAAUGUUAUCAUUGGCGGUCAUGUUGUUCGUGAGAUCAUCAGCAUUCGGGCCCCUGACAAGGAAGGACGCCGCAAGGUGUUGGAGAAGCUCACUACCCAGGAUAGAGCCACUGAGAGUCUCAAUGGCCAUGUUCGUUCGCAGAGCUCUUCCACACAAAACACACAAGACUCAUGGCUUGACCCAUCAAAUCCUGGCAGCCGACCAAGCUCCUCUGGUGGUGAUGGAUUCGUAUUGAGUCGCGACGUGGACAUGCUCGAGCUUGCCGGAAAGACCGAUGGAUACAUGCCCGGGGAUCUUGUGUUGCUGGUUGCUCGUGCGCGUAACGAAGCACUUAUCCGCUCCGUUCAAGAUGUCACAGUCGAGUCUAAGAUGAUCAACUUUGGGUUGGAAGACUUUGAGAGUGCCCUAAAGGGCUUCACCCCGGCAUCCCUCCGGAAUGUCACUCUCACUUCGUCUACAACAACAUUCUCGGCUAUCGGCGGUCUCUUCGAGACUCGCCAGAUUCUGCUUGAGACCCUGCAGUACCCCACCAAGUAUGCGCCGAUUUUUGCACAGUGCCCGUUGCGACUGCGGUCUGGUCUACUCUUGUAUGGUUUCCCCGGUUGUGGUAAAACGAUGUUGGCCAGUGCCGUGGCGGGCGAGUGUGGUUUGAACUUCAUCAGUGUCAAGGGUCCCGAGAUUUUGAACAAGUAUAUCGGUGCUAGUGAAAAGAGCGUUCGCGAUCUUUUCGAGAGAGCGCAGGCGGCUCGCCCUUGUAUUCUCUUCUUCGACGAAUUUGACAGUAUUGCACCAAAGCGUGGCCACGACUCCACUGGUGUCACUGAUCGUGUCGUCAACCAGCUUUUGACACAGAUGGAUGGUGCCGAGGGUCUCUCAGGCGUUUAUGUUCUUGCUGCGACAUCUCGUCCGGAUCUGAUCGAUCCCGCUCUGUUGCGACCCGGUCGUCUUGACAAGUCCCUGCUUUGUGAUAUGCCUUCGCACGCAGACCGCGUUGAUAUCAUCAAGGCAGUCAGCGAGAAGCUGAAGAUGAAUGACGAGGUUGCUUCUCGUCUGAGUGAAGUUGCUGAUCAGACUGAGGGCUUCUCUGGUGCUGACCUCCAGGCGAUCGUGUACAAUGCCCAUCUUGAGGCAGUGCACGACGCACUAGGCGAUCGCACCACUGGGAACGAAAAGCCCGGUGCCAAAUCCAGCGCCACAAAGUCUUCCGCAAGCGCCUCGAGCAAAUCCUUUAUCCAGUUCCUCUACUCAUCCUCAGAGGAAGCCUCCGGCUCGGUCUCGAUGCCACCUCCAGCUGUGAUCGCAGCCAAGCUCGAAGCUAUCAAGAACUCCCGUCGCCGUCAACGCCAGCUCGAGAACGGCUCGGCCAACACCGGCUCCAGCGCCGCCGCAACACCAGCCACCAAGGGUGCCGAUCCAUCUGCCGACGAGUUGCGAGACGAGAUCAUCGUGCGAUGGGAACAUAUUGAGCGCUCCCUCGCCAGCACACGCUCUUCACUCAGUUCCGCCGAGCGUCGUCGGCUCAGCGGGAUCUACCGGGAAUUCAUUGCCGGCCGAAAUGGUGAAAUGCCCAACGGUGAGCCCUCGAAUGAGAUCGGUGGCCGGUCGAGUCUUAUGUGA
Penicillium atrosanguineum is the source of this 3645-nucleotide messenger RNA. RefSeq names its product AAA family ATPase peroxin 1 (gene pex1). Gene Ontology annotation, biological process: protein import into peroxisome matrix. Gene Ontology annotation, molecular function: ATP hydrolysis activity; ATP binding. Gene Ontology annotation, cellular component: peroxisomal membrane; cytosol; peroxisome. The record is from RefSeq and is a predicted model, not a curated record. The transcript has 4 exons. Bases 1 to 3645 code for a protein of 1214 amino acids. Lineage: Eukaryota; Fungi; Ascomycota; Eurotiomycetes; Eurotiales; Aspergillaceae.